Mandrillus leucophaeus (drill) is the source of this 801-nucleotide messenger RNA. It is a transcript of the gene CELA1, whose product is annotated as chymotrypsin-like elastase family, member 1. NCBI's taxonomy places the organism in Eukaryota, Metazoa, Chordata, Mammalia, Primates, Cercopithecidae. Gene Ontology annotation, molecular function: serine-type endopeptidase activity. The transcript is spliced from 8 exons. Bases 1 to 801 code for a protein of 266 amino acids. The record is from RefSeq and is a predicted model, not a curated record. Gene Ontology annotation, biological process: proteolysis.
AUGCUGCGCUUCCUGGUGUUCGCAACCCUGGUCCUUUAUGGACACAGCACCCAGGACUUUCCGGAAACCAACGCCCGCGUAGUGGGAGGGACUGAGGCCAGGAGGAAUUCAUGGCCCUCUCAGAUUUCCCUCCAGUACCUGUCUGGAGGUUCCUGGUAUCACACCUGCGGAGGGACCCUCAUCAGACAGAACUGGGUGAUGACAGCUGCUCACUGCGUGGAUUCCCCGAAGACUUUCCGCGUGGUGGUUGGAGACCAUAACCUGAGCCAGAACGAUGGCACCGAGCAGUACGUGAGUGUACAGAAGAUCGUGGUGCAUCCAAACUGGAACAGCAAUAACGUGGCUGCCGGCUAUGACAUCGCCCUGCUGCGCCUGGCCCAGAGCGUUACCCUCAAUAGCUAUGUCCAGCUGGGUGUUCUGCCCCAGGAGGGAGCCAUCCUGGCUAACGACAGUCCCUGCUACAUCACAGGCUGGGGCAGGACCAAGACCAAUGGGCAGCUGGCCCAGACCCUGCAGCAGGCUUAUCUGCCCUCUGUGGACUACGCCAUCUGCUCCAGCUCCUCCUACUGGGGCUCCACUGUGAAGAACACCAUGGUGUGUGCUGGUGGAGAUGGAGUUCACUCCGGAUGCCAGGGUGAUUCUGGGGGUCCCCUCCAUUGCUUGGUGAAUGGCAAGUAUUCUGUCCACGGAGUGACCAGCUUUGUGUCCAAGCAGGGUUGUAAUGUCUCCAGGAAGCCUACAGUCUUCACCCGGGUCUCUGCUUACAUUUCCUGGAUAAAUAAAACCAUUGCCUCCAACUGA